UUGAUUCGUUUGUUGUUAUAUUUGCGAAGUGGUUCAAUUAGUUAUUAUUUCUUCCUGUGGCGUGUGUUACAAUUUUUUUUUGUCGCAACUUUGUAAUUCAUAACACUCAUUUUAACAUAAUUGUAGUGUAAUCUCAGUUGUACAGCAUAAAUAUUGUCGUCUCCAUAUUCUACUCGUUGUCAACGAUCGGUUGUAUUUUAGUUAUCGGUAUUGGCUGUUAUGGGCGGAACGCCGAGAAUUAUUCUCUGGUUCCAAAAAGUACUGCACGUCAACCGUUGCUAAACUAUACGCUAAGAUUAAACUUGCUAAAUAAAAAUGAAUACUAUUGGUGCAAUGAGUUCUCCAGUAAAGCAGCCAUUGCCAACUGUCUUGGCUCCUCCAACCAUUUCAAGUUCUUCGCCUUCUAAAGUACAACAACCACCAAAUUUAACCCCGCUAAAUUUGAAUACAACAUCUCAGUCAGCUCAACCUUUAAGUCUUGUUAAUGAACAUAAAAAUGUACCAAUUGUUAUGACUUCCGUUGAAAACAUUGUUCAAAAAUCUGCUGCUUGUAAUGGUUUACCUGAUGUAAAACCAAUUGGUGAAAAAAUUGAAGAAGCCCUGCCUAAAAUUGAAUCACAAUCCAUCCGUACUUUGGUUAAUAUUUCUGGUAAUGGUAAAAGUGCUAAUGAAACUUCUCUUUCUGAAGUGAAACCUCAAGUAUCUGAAGUUGAAAAUUUAUCUCAAAAGAAAGAUGAUAAAAAUAAUUUACCAAUUAGUCAAACAGAAAAGGUUUUGCCAGAAGUGAUUGAUAAGUCUGCAAAAGAAUUAAUUAAGACGGAAGAAUUGCCUAAAUCUGAAAAUGUAGUGUCUAAAAUGAAAGAAAAUGAUGGUAAAAUCAAACAAGAACCAACUGAAAUACAAGCUGCUGUAGUGUCAUUAAACCAAGGGCAGACUGCUUUAUCAGAAAAAGUUGAUCAAACUUCAUCAAAUACUUUGAAAGUUGCUGUACGGCGAAAAAGAGAACAUAAACAACUGGAGGAAGAUGAAGAAGAAAAGAAAGAAAAAACAUCAAAAAAGGAUACAAAUGUUGAAGAAAUAAAAUCAAAACGUACUCGACUUCCUACUCAACCUUUUCAAAUGUCAUUGCUACCAGAGAUGCAUCUUAUCUCUAAAAUUGCAGAAAAAACGGCAUCUCCCAAAAUUAAUAAUGAAAAAUUAACAGUGUUUUACAAAAAUGAAUUUUUGGCCGUACGAAAUGAAGAUGGAGGAUUUUAUUUGUGUCAAGCUAUGCAAAACAUUCAUAGAGCAAGUCGUCGAAUCCGUAUUAGGUGGCUUACUCAACAUCCAAAUGAUGAAUUUACCCCUGAUUUUUAUGACCAUACUGAGUUUGAUUGUAUACUGACUAAUAUAACAUUGAAAAAAAUUCAAAAAGAACAAUGGAAACUACCUGAGAAAGAAAAAUUGAGAAUUGAAAAUAUUUUGAAACGAUCUAUUGAUGUUGAAAAAGGUUCAGAAAAACCCUCAGUAACUGAAGAGCAUCCAGAUGGUUUGGAUGUUAGUUUGUUCAAAGAUGAAGCUCAACUUACAAAAAAAAAAGGAAGCAAGAAAAGCAUGACUGUUAAAAGAAAGGUUUCAACAGAUGAACAACAACCGGUCAAAAAAUCAUCUAGAUUGUCCAAAAAAAAACCAUCUUAUGAUUUUGGACAUUCAUCAUCUGAGAGUGAUGAAGAUAAUGUUGAAGAUGACAGCAGUAAUCAGAAAAAAUCUUCAAAUAAAAAAAUCGUGAAAAAGAAAGUUAAUGCUAAAGAGCUUUCUAAAAAAUCUACAGUUAAUGUGACCAAACCGAAAACAGCAAUUAGAAAAACUCAAGCUCCCGCUAAACCAACAUAUGUACUUGCAUCUGUCUCAUCAGCAUUAAAAAAAAAAGAAAUUACAUCUACUAAACAAAAAAAAGAAAUCACUAAUUUAGAAAAAAAGUCUUCCAAGAAAAUUGAAACUAAGACUCCAGUUGUUCCACUUCUUUCAUCAAAAACGAGAAAUGCAGGAAAUGCUGUUUCUGCAAAAAUAACUACUGCUGGUAUUGGAAUGGUAAAAACCAACUCCAAGGAUCGAAAAACCCUGAGGAAUCGUAAAUGAUUAUCAUGAUCACUUAAGUAAUAUAGUCUACUACUUGUUUGAACAAUAUUUAAAAAAAAGAUUCAAUUUAUUAAUAUUAA
Sipha flava (yellow sugarcane aphid) is the source of this 2198-nucleotide messenger RNA. RefSeq lists its product as uncharacterized. The transcript has 7 exons. The record is from RefSeq and is a predicted model, not a curated record. NCBI's taxonomy places the organism in Eukaryota, Metazoa, Arthropoda, Insecta, Hemiptera, Aphididae. The coding region runs from base 316 to 2118 and encodes 600 amino acids.